AUGAACUACCGCAGCUCACCAUCGCCUCUUCUCAUCCUUACAGCCAAACCCCCAAGACCACCUUCACCUGCGCCUCCACCGCGCCCGUUCCGUGAUCCUAACCGCCGAGGAGUGAGUCUCAAACUCCGUUCCUCUCAAAAACCUCUCCCAUCAUUGACAGUAUUGACCCUUCCCCUCCCCGCGCCAAAAAGACUCGUCGAGAUCCGCGCCGCCCAACGAACCUUCGAAGGCGCCUACAUGCGCACAGCCCUCUCCCAAUUCUCCUUCGCCCUCAUCAUCCUCAAAAUCUUCACCUCGGAGUUCUACGCCAUCGGCGCCCUGUUCGCCGUCUACGGCGCCGCCGUCAUGCUCGUCGCCAUCUUCCGCCGCCACGAGGGCAACCGCCAGUUCUUCACGAGCCCCAAGGUGGACGAGGGCAGCGGCGUCGCGAGCGGCGGCGUGGUGCGCAAGUUCCGCACGAGCGGGAACAGCGUCGCCAUGCUUACCGUCUUGAGCCUUGCUGCGUAUGUUACGCUUUUGGUGCUUACGUGGCAGCUUGUGCAGUGA
This is a messenger RNA of Colletotrichum abscissum, 546 nucleotides long. RefSeq lists its product as uncharacterized. The transcript has a single exon. The record is from RefSeq and is a predicted model, not a curated record. NCBI's taxonomy places the organism in Eukaryota, Fungi, Ascomycota, Sordariomycetes, Glomerellales, Glomerellaceae. Bases 1 to 546 code for a protein of 181 amino acids.